AUGUAUUGUGACUUGAGGCAGCACUAUUGGUGGGCUAGGAUGAAGCGUGAUAUCGUUGAGUUUGUAUUGCAGUAUCUAAAUUAUCAACAGUUCUUACCAUUGGCAAAGUUUACAUGUAAUAAUAGUUACCACUCAAACAUUGAUAUGGCUCCGUUUGAGGCUCUUUAUGGGAGGCGAUGUAGAUCUCCUAUUGGGAGGUUUGAUGCAUUUGAGAUAAGGCCAUGGGGUUUUGUUAAAGGUAUCACCCAGAAGGGUGUGAUGAGGUUUGGGAAGAAGGGCAAGCUCAGUCCUAGGUUCAUCGGUCCCUUUGAGAUUCUUAGCCCUGUGGGGGAGGUAGCCUAUGAGCUGUCUUUGCCUCCAGGUUUGUCGGGUGUUCAUCCGGUGUUUUAUGUCUCUAUGUUGAAGAGAUACCAUGGUGAUGGUUCUUACAUUAUUCAUUGGGAUUCAGUCUUAUUGGAUGAGAGCGUGUUUUAUGAGGAAGAGCCUAUUGCUAUUUUAGAUAGGGGGGUUGGUAAGUUGAGAUCUAAGGACAUAGCGUCAGUGAAGGUUCAAUGGAAGAAUCGUCCUGUUGAGGAGGCUACUUGGGAGUUCGAGACCGAAAUACGAAAUAAGUAUCCCUAG
Lycium ferocissimum is the source of this 621-nucleotide messenger RNA. RefSeq lists its product as uncharacterized. Gene Ontology annotation, molecular function: nucleic acid binding. The transcript has 3 exons. Lineage: Eukaryota; Viridiplantae; Streptophyta; Magnoliopsida; Solanales; Solanaceae. The coding region runs from base 1 to 621 and encodes 206 amino acids. The record is from RefSeq and is a predicted model, not a curated record.